Molecule: messenger RNA, 1812 nt
Organism: Penaeus vannamei (Pacific white shrimp)
Lineage: Eukaryota; Metazoa; Arthropoda; Malacostraca; Decapoda; Penaeidae
Source: RefSeq, a predicted model, not a curated record
AUGGCCCCCACAAUGGAAAACAAUGCACCGGCCACAGUACCAGCACCAGCAGGAGCAACAGCCCCAUCAGCUCAAGCACCAGUACCAGCUUCAGCACCAGUUACAGCUCCAAUCCGGGCACCAGCUACCAGCUUCUCGCACCAGCUUCUGCAUCUCCAAUCCACCAGCUUCUGCACCAGCCUUCCACCAGCUUCUAGAGCUCCAAUCCGGGCACCAGCUUCUGCACCAGCUAGAGCUCCAAUCCGGGCACCAGCUUCUGCACCAGCUUCUCCAAUCCGCACCAGCUUCAGAGCUCCAAAGAUCCGGGACCCUUCUAGAGCUCCAAUCCGGGCACCAGGCACCAGCUUCCACCACUUAGGGCUCCACCAGCUAGAGCUCCAAUCCGGGCACCAGCUUCUGGAGCUCCAAUCCGGGCAGCUUCUUCCAAUCCGGGCACCAGCUUCUCACCAGCUGCACCAGCUGCUAGAGCUCCACCAGCUUCUGCACCAGCUAGAGCUCCAAUCCGGGACAGCUUCAGCACCAGCUAGAGCUCCAAUCCGGGCACCAGCUUCUGCACCAGCUAGAGCUUCCAAUCCGGGCACCAGCUUUCUGCACCAGCUAGAGCUCCAAUCCGGGCACCAGCUUUGCACAGCUAGAGCUCCAAUCCGGGCACCAGCUUCUGCACCAGCUAGAGCUCCAAUCCGGGCACCAGCUUCUGCACCAGCUAGAGCUCCAAUCCGGGCACCAGCUUCAGCAGCCACUUCUGCACCAGCUAGAGCUCCAAUCCGGGCACCAGCUCUGCACACUAGAGCUCCAAUCCGGCACCAGCUAGCUUCAACAGCUCAGCACCAGCUAGAGCUCCAAUCCGGGCACCAGCUUCUGCACCAGCUAGAGCUCCAAUCCGGGCACCAGCUUCUGCACCAGCUAGAGCUCCAAUCCGGGCACCAGCUUCUGCACCAGCUAGAGCUCCAAUCCGGGCACCAGCUUCUGCACCAGCUAGAGCCCAAUCCGCUUCUGCACCAGCUAGAGCUCCAAUCCGGGCACCAGCUAGAGCUCCAAUCCGGGCACCAGCUACCAGCUAGAGCUCCAAUCCGGGCACCAGCUUUGCACCAGCUAGAGCUCAAUCCGGGCACCAGCUUCGCACCAGCUAGAGCUCCAAUCCGGGCACCAGCUUCUGCACCAGCUAGAGCUCCAAUCCGGGCACCAGCUUCAGCACCAGCUAGAGCUCCAAUCGGGCACCAGCUUCUGCACCAGCUAGCUCCAAUCCGAGGGCUCCGGGCACCAGCUUCUGCACCAGCUCUCCAAUCCGGGCACCAGCUUCAGCACCAGCUAGAGCUCCAAUCCGGCACCAGCUUCAGCACAGCUAGAGCUCCAAUCCGGGCACCAGCUUCAGCACCAGCUAGACCAAUCCGGCACCAGCUUCCAGCACCAGCUAGAGCUCCAAUCCGGGCACCAGCUUCUGCACCAGCUAGAGCUCCAAUCCGGGCACCAGCUUCAGCACCAGCUAGAGCUCCAAUCCGGGCACCAGCUUCUGCACCAGCUAGAGCUCCAAUCCGGAGCUCCAAUCCACCAGCUUCUGCACCACUAGAGCUCCAAUCCGGGCACCAGCUAGAGCUCCAAUCCGGGCACCAGCUUCUGCACCAGCUAGAGCUCCAAUCUUCUGCACCAGUUCAAACACCAGCUCUAGCACCAGCCGCAGCUCAGCCCUCACUGCAGCAAGACAAGCAAAAGACCAACGGAGUUAUAAAGAAUAUGCUACAAAUGCUGUUACGGAAGAUGCAGCAGAUGAUUCAGCAAUCUCAGUUCGCGCUCCUCAACAACACUAACCUCUAG